Molecule: messenger RNA, 3118 nt
Organism: Pleuronectes platessa (European plaice)
Lineage: Eukaryota; Metazoa; Chordata; Actinopteri; Pleuronectiformes; Pleuronectidae
Gene: dnai3
Product: dynein axonemal intermediate chain 3
Exons: 22
Coding region: 67-2712 (881 amino acids)
Biological process (GO): cilium movement involved in cell motility; inner dynein arm assembly
Cellular component (GO): inner dynein arm
Molecular function (GO): dynein heavy chain binding; dynein light chain binding
Source: RefSeq, a predicted model, not a curated record
GAAACUCAAAUGUGUAGAUAAAAAUGUGAAGUUCUGUGUUUUGUGUUUUAUGUAAUUUUACGUUGUAUGUUGUUUUCAGAUGUUGUUAGCAGAGCUGUCUUAAGAGUCAAGAUGCCACCGAAGAAACCAAAAAGUGCAGGCAAGAAGAAACCAAAGGGCCAGAAGGCACCGUCACCUCCUCCUAUAGAACUGCCUGAUCACCCUGAGGAAAUCUUCCCUGUGGUCCUGACAUCGGUGACUCAGGAGCUCUUUGCUUGCAUCGCAGAUGAGGACGUAACAAGCGAGAGUCCUUACAAGCUGCUGAAAAAGGCCGACAUCAUAGAGGACAUGAAGACAAGAGCUGCAGUAUCUGAUUUCAGCCCUGCGAAGCAGAAAGUGCUGGACUACCCAGAAGAUGAGAUCUUGCUGGUUUUUGACAGAGACUUCGUUUAUGGCACGUGCUUCUACCUGGUUGUGACACUAGAAGCUAAGGAACUCCUCAUCACUCCCCCACAGCCUGAAGAGGAACCAGUAGAGAUUGAACGUGAAGUCAGUAAAACCCCAGAGCUGAAGGAAUGGAUAUCACUUGGCAGUGAGGUGGAAAUAGAAAAUGAAUCCGUCAGAGAGACCAGAGAAAAGCUGGGCUUCAUGCUCAGAGUGCAGAGAAAGGCUCGAGCACCAGUCUGUUUUUCCGACCGCAACGCAUCAGAUGAUAAGCACGGCAACCUGGGGUGUCCUUCGUAUGAAGACAGCAGAUUCAGCAUCAAGUGGAUACAGAGAGACUGUGGGAUACAGGCUGCUCCCACCGUGCAGAGCAGCAGUGCCCAGACACAGUGGAAGUGUCGGAAGAAUAUGUGCUCCCAGUACAAGCCGAGAGAGUUCAGUGAAGAAGAAAAAGACAAUAUCCUCCAAAGUGAGAGAAUGAAGGAGUUUUGCAACUCAGUGGUUCUCAGGAUGUUAGUAGCCCUUCAGCAGGAAGAGAUUAUGAAUGUGUUCCAUGAUGACUGGAAGGCUCUGGGGACCAGCCCUGAAGACGGUGACUGCUCUGGGAAGGAUUGUGCAGAGUUGAUGCUUUAUCAGUCCUUCACGGACCAGAAGUACUCAAAGGACAGAAAAAUCAGCUGCAUCAACUGGCACCCGACUAUCUAUGGUGUGAUAGCUGUGGCGUUUACAGAGAAAAAGGAGCAGCGGCCUAAAGAGUUGACUUCGCCUGAUGUCAGACCUUCUCACAUUGUCUUCUUUUGCUUCUCUAAUCCCUAUGAACCCCAGUUGCUGCUGGAGUGCCCAGAUGACAUUUACUCCUUUCAGUUCUGCCCCUCGGAUUCAAAUAUUAUUGUUGGCGGCUGCAGGAAUGGCCAGGUUGUAUUAUGGGACAUUUCUGGUCACGUCACGCACUUACAGAGAGCACAGUCAAGUGGGAAAAAGGUCUCCGCCAACACUGACACCUUCGAACUCGACGACAACAAAGAGAGUAAGACUCCUGUCGUGCGCCUCUGUGCAGUGUCUGCUGUGGAGAGCAGCCACAAAGCACCAAUCACUGAUGUGCAGUGGCUGCCACCAACGUUUGAGGUGACCAGGAUGGGGAUACCAGUGGAGAACAAGUAUAAAACCUCCGUUCAGGUCGUCACCUGCUCUCCUGACUGCUCUAUAAUGUUCUGGGACGUGCGACUUCCAAAACUGUUGAACCAGCCAGCGUCAGUCAGGAAGCAGUCUCCGGAUCAGAAGGCCGAGAUGACUCCCUUCAGUGUCCCUGACACUUUCAAACACCUGGACCGCACAUGGAAACCACUAUGCAGGGUUUUGCUGCCAAAUAUCAAGACCAGCGGAGAAUACGCUCCUUUGAAAUUCAACUUCCAAAACUACACCUGCAAUGAAAACACAGACAGAAUCCCAGAAGAAGCUGAUGAAGAUGAUGAGAGCUCAGAGAUCCCCCGAGACUUCAGCCAGCUCAGACUGCCCUCGGACAAAAAUCUCACAACUCUGGAAGAUGUCAACACCAAGCUCUAUAUUGGAACAGAGGAUGGCGAGAUUGUUUACAUUGACUGGAAACUGGAGAAAGACGAGUCUGGACGGCUGCAUAGUACCAAGCCCCUCAACUGUUUCAGCGUCCAUAGCUGGUUGGUAAACACGUUACCUCGGUCGCCCUUCUUCAAAGACGUUAUUUUGACUACAGGAGGCUGGAAGUUUGCCAUCUGGCAGGAGGGAGUCAUGGACGGCCCCAUCAUCGUGUCCCCAAGCUCCGAGCGGGCGUGCACUGUGGGAUGCUGGUCCCUCACCCGACCAGCAGUGUUUUUCAUCGGGAAAGACGACGGCAGCAUUGAGGUGUGGAACCUGCUGGAAAAGGCCAGUGAGCCUAUACAGGUCCACGCACAUGUCACCACCGCCAAGAUCACCUCCAUCACACCCUGGAUCGCCUCCCCCAAGCAGCACUUCCUGGCUGUGACUGACGAGCUUGGAGUGAUUCAUGUUUUUGAAAUCCCAAAGAAACUCUGCACUCCCUCCAAGAACGAGAGUUUGAAUUUGAAGAUAUACUUUGAGCUGGAGAAAACAAGGCUGGAAGAUUAUUUGAGGAGGGAGGCGUUGUGGGAAACGGAGCAGAAGGAGGCUAAAGAGCUCACAAACCAAAUGCCACCGAAGCCCCUGCAGAAGGCCGACGACACACACUUGAAGGAGUACAAGGAAUACCUGGUUCUGGAGGAAAGCAUCAUGAAGGCAGACACACAGGAGGCCUAAUAUCACAUCCGGUCACACACACACACAUGCACACAUAUUGUUAAGACAAUGCAUUGACAUCCAUUCAUUGUGGACGACCAAAAUCUCACCGGUAACCUUAACUAGGACAUUGAUGUUUUGCCUCAUAAGGACCCGACUUUGGUUCCCAUGCGAUCUAUUGGUCCUGACAAGGUCAGUGUUGAUACUGGAAAGGGUCCUAAAGAGGCAACAAAAAUGAGUACACACACACACACAGAGAUACACACACACACACAGAUGGCGCAGGCUCGUGAAGACCUUGGGGAGGUUCAGAUAAAAUUACAAACUGUUGGGAGCUUUGAAAUUAGAAAAUGAAAAGCAGAGGGACAUUCCACAGCAUCGCCCUGGUCACCUGAUCUGUUAUGAGGUCAAGGGUCAACUAAUGAAC